This is a messenger RNA of Pseudomyrmex gracilis, 711 nucleotides long. RefSeq names its product lateral signaling target protein 2 homolog. Lineage: Eukaryota; Metazoa; Arthropoda; Insecta; Hymenoptera; Formicidae. The record is from RefSeq and is a predicted model, not a curated record. The transcript has a single exon. Bases 1 to 711 code for a protein of 236 amino acids.
AUGUCGAGCGACACGGAGGACUUCACGCAGCUGACCGACAUAAGCGAACAUCGCCAGCAUCACCAUCGGCAUCAUCAUCAUCAUCAUCAUAGUCAGCAUCAUCAUCAUCAUCAGCGCGGCCGAACGCCCGUGGGCGAGAUCGGCGACGACGAGUGCAGCACCGACAGCGGUUGCAGCAGCGGCGGCAGUACCGGCAGCGGCGAGCGUUUGUCGCGCCGAGGUAGUGGCGAACGGCUGUCCCGUUCCAGAUCUCCGAGAACAUUCUGCUACCUGGAGCAGUUGCGCGGACGACCGACGCGAUCGCAGGAGCGGUUGAGCAGCAGCGCGCAGAGAUCGUCGGAGCGCACCUGGAGCUUGCCCGAGGACGUCCGGGGUUUACCCCGCGGCGGCGUCUCGCCCUCGUCGUACUCGUCCAGCCCGUCGGACGUGCACAGCAGCAGCGACAGCGACUCCCUGAAGAGGACCUCGACCGCGGAGACCCUGCGACGGGCGUUCCAGAGUCUGAAAAUCGCCUCGCACAAAUGGGAUAACAGCAAGGAAAAGAAGCACGCGAAGAAGAGCCCGAAGAGAAUCCUGCGCAGCCCGGUGUCCUACAUGUACGUGCGCGGAUUGUCCGGUUUGCCGACACAGAGAGUUCCCCGUAACUCCGGUCUCCAGCAGCAGAUGAUGCAUCCGUGCUCGUGCCAGGAUCUGAUUGGACUCUAUCGAUAG